Messenger RNA from Rattus norvegicus (Norway rat), 2315 nucleotides. It is a transcript of the gene Akr1c14, whose product is annotated as aldo-keto reductase family 1, member C14. The coding region runs from base 58 to 1026 and encodes 322 amino acids. The record is from RefSeq and is marked validated. The transcript has 9 exons. Gene Ontology annotation, cellular component: cytoplasm. Gene Ontology annotation, molecular function: androsterone dehydrogenase [NAD(P)+] activity; 3-alpha-hydroxysteroid 3-dehydrogenase [NAD(P)+] activity; oxidoreductase activity. Lineage: Eukaryota; Metazoa; Chordata; Mammalia; Rodentia; Muridae.
UUUUAUCCUGUGCAAAAAGAAGACCCAAGACCUGCUUGGUUGCAUGAGUAACAAGCGAUGGAUUCCAUAUCUCUGCGUGUAGCACUAAAUGAUGGUAACUUCAUUCCUGUACUGGGGUUUGGAACCACUGUGCCUGAGAAGGUUGCUAAGGAUGAAGUUAUCAAGGCUACUAAAAUAGCUAUAGAUAAUGGAUUCCGCCAUUUUGACUCUGCUUAUUUGUACGAAGUAGAAGAGGAAGUGGGCCAAGCCAUUAGAAGCAAGAUUGAAGACGGCACUGUGAAGAGAGAAGAUAUAUUCUAUACUUCAAAGCUUUGGAGCACUUUCCAUAGACCAGAGCUGGUCCGAACUUGCUUGGAAAAGACACUGAAAAGCACUCAACUGGACUAUGUGGAUCUUUAUAUUAUUCAUUUCCCAAUGGCUUUGCAGCCUGGAGAUAUAUUUUUCCCACGAGAUGAGCAUGGAAAACUAUUGUUUGAAACAGUGGAUAUCUGUGACACAUGGGAGGCCAUGGAGAAGUGUAAGGAUGCAGGAUUGGCCAAGUCUAUUGGGGUGUCCAACUUUAACUGCAGGCAGCUGGAGAGGAUUCUGAAUAAGCCAGGGCUCAAAUACAAGCCUGUGUGCAACCAGGUGGAAUGUCACCUUUAUCUCAACCAGAGCAAAAUGCUGGACUAUUGUAAGUCAAAAGACAUCAUUCUGGUUUCCUACUGCACGCUGGGAAGUUCACGAGACAAAACAUGGGUGGAUCAGAAAAGUCCAGUUCUCCUAGAUGAUCCAGUUCUUUGUGCCAUAGCAAAGAAGUACAAGCAAACCCCAGCCCUAGUUGCCCUUCGCUACCAGCUGCAGCGUGGGGUUGUGCCCCUGAUCAGGAGUUUCAACGCGAAGCGGAUCAAAGAGCUAACACAGGUUUUUGAAUUCCAGUUGGCUUCAGAGGACAUGAAAGCCCUGGAUGGCUUGAACAGAAAUUUCAGAUACAACAAUGCAAAAUAUUUUGAUGACCAUCCCAAUCAUCCAUUUACUGAUGAAUAGUAACAUGGUGGACUUUGUCAGCAUUUCUAUCGGAAGAUCUGUUUAUGCAUUGUGAUUUGAAAGAUAUCUUGGAUACUGGUGACUGAACGCAUCAGACCACUGUUUCUGUUAAUUCACAGUCAGCUGGAGCAAUGUCCACAGUGCUAUGAGGGAAGCCAUGUUUUUGUCACACUCUGAAAUGGAACAUCACGUUGCUUUUCCUUGUGUUUUUAAAUAUUCAUUUAUUUUGCUUUCCAUAUAUGAAUAUUUUCCCUACAUGUAUGUGUAUCUCAUGAAUGUCUAUGUCCAUGCAGGGUUGAAGAGUGUUGCAGGUCACUUGGAACCGGAGUUACAUUGAUUAUGGAGUUACCAUGUGGGUGCUGGGAGCCAAACCUAGGUCUUCUGUGAGACUAGCAAGUGCCUUUGAAUGCUGAGCCAUCUCAUUAGGUCCAACCCUAAAGAUCCUUGCCUGCCACUAUUUCUGUGAUCUCAAUGUUUUGUUUUCUCCUGACUUCUGACACCAAGCUGAUUUGCUAGAAGUCUUGGGCAUGAAGUGGGUGUUGAGGACAGUUAUUGCAAAGGGAUUUCUGGGUGGGAGUUGAAAGAACGUUCAACAUUCAGGGAAUUAAUUGUUCGAGGUUAUUGAUUAGUCAAUAUUCCCCAUAUUCUUUGAGGAAGAAGAAAGUACUCCAUAGAUUUUCCCUUUUUCUUAGUUUUGAGGUAGGGCACCUGUGGCAGGAGUGACCAAGAGACCCAGGGUUCUCUCCAACAGCCCAAGAACCAGAGCUCCAAGAACCUGGAGAGCAAGUUCUUGUGGGAAGGUUGGAAUGUUGGUAAGAAGAGAACCAAUCUAAAAGCAUCAUCAUGAUUCAGAUGUGGGGAGUUUGAGAGGAAAUUUGAAUGUGUCUCUCUUUUUGGGAAAUAUAUCAUCUUUUUUCUUUUUGUAAUUACAUGUUGGGAGCAAUGCCCUUGAAACCCUCCAUUAUUGAUGUUAUGGUUAGAAUUAAGUAUGACUGGGUUCAUGGAAAAUCCCCAGCCAGCUGCAGAAGACUAAUACAAAUCUGGUGGUCAGGAUGAAUAAUGAUAUGAUAAAGUUCUGACCUUGCUGAGAAAUACAUCUGACAUCAAGAUACCCAAUGUGAUGACCUGUAAGCUUUCUGAAAAACCAACAUCCUGUUGACAUCAGCUGACUACAUGUAUACUGUGCCCUUGGCCUGUGUAAAUGUUUCACACUUCCCCCCUCCCUCUGUUACCCAUGUUAUGGUAUAAAUUCAGCCUUGGUAAAAAAUAAAAUUGUCGCCUUGAUCAGA